AUGCUCGGUGUUUUGUCCCUUGCCUACCAAACGCUCGACUGGCGGACCGUCGCGAUUGGUGUGCCAGCCAUCGUCGUCCUAGUGCACUUCCUCUCAUGGCUUAUCGAUCCGCACGGCAUCCGCAAGAUUCCCGGCCCACUCAUCGCAAAGUUCUCAGACAUCUGGUUGGGUAUAGUCUCUAAGAAUGGGCAUCGCUCAGAGGUCGUCCACCAGAUGCAUCAAAAAUACGGCACCUUCGUCCGGAUCGCCCCUAACCAUGUCUCAAUUGCCGAACCCGACGCGUUGGGGAUCGUCUACGCACACGGCAAUGGCGCGCUCAAGUCCGACUUCUACGAUGCGUUCGUGUCAAUUAGGCGCGGCGUCUUCAACACCCGCGACAGGAACGAGCACGCCCGCAAGCGCAAGAUCGUCUCGCACAUAUUCUCGCAGAAGAGCGUCGUCGAAUUCGAGCCUCAGAUUCGUGUGUAUGUUGGCCUCCUGAUAGAGCAAUGGGACCGCCUGUGUGGAUUGGCUGCGAAGGGCAUGUCAGGGUCGGACGGCGAGGGCGGUUGGAAGGGUGAAGGUGGAAGGCUAUGGUUAGACUGCCUCCCUUGGGCAAACUAUCUCGCGUUCGACAUCGUUGGAGACCUGGCCUUCGGUGGGCCUUUUGGCAUGCUUCAGAAUGCUAAGGACUCCGCACUAGUGCCGGUCAACCAACAAGCCGCGAUGAACAGCUACGGUGGCAAAACUUCCGUGGACGUAGUGGAGAUACCUGCGGUCAAGAUCCUAAACGGACGUGGAGAGUACUCGAUGUCAAUGGGCGUGCUUCCGUUGUGGUGGCGUCCUUUCGUGAAACACCUACCCUGGUACAGCAAAGGCCAAAAGGAUGUAAAGACCCUGGCUGGAAUAGCAAUCAUGGCCGUCGCGCGCCGUCUCAGCCUGCCGACCGACCGCGUUGACCUUCUCAGCAAGCUCCAGGAUGGGCGCGACAACGACGGCAACCCUAUGGGACGUGAGGAGCUUACUGCUGAGGCCCUCACUCUCCUGAUUGCAGGAUCCGAUACGACCUCCAAUUCCACGUGUGCCAUCCUCUACUACCUCGCCCGUGACCGUCGCGCCCAGGACAAGCUGCACAAGGAGCUCGACGAGCAGCUCAGUGCUGAGGACCUGACUGUCGCGACAGGACCUCAAGUGAAGAAUCUUCCCUACAUGGAUGCCUGCAUCAACGAGUCUUUGCGCCUUCACUCGACUUCUGCACUCGGUCUUCCCCGCGUCGUUCCCGAAGGCGGCUUGACGAUUGAUGAUCACUAUUUCCCGCCCGGAACUGUCCUCAGCGUUCCAAGUUUCUCAAUCCACCGUGACAAGCGCAUUUGGGGCGACGACGUCGAUGAUUUCAGGCCGGAGCGUUGGUUCGAGCAGAAUCAGGCCGAUAUCCAGAAAACAUUCAAUCCAUUCUCAAUCGGUCCUCGAGCUUGCGUGGGGCGUAACCUCGCCUACCUCGAGUUGCAGCUCAUCAUCGCGUCUAUCAUGCGCCGGUACGACAUCGUGCUUGAGAGUCCUGACCAGAAGCUUGAGACCCGCGAAGGCUUCCUUCGGAAACCCCUCGGAUGUAAAAUUGGCAUCAAGCGGAGGGAUUGCCUGUGA
Messenger RNA from Cyclocybe aegerita, 1623 nucleotides. NCBI's taxonomy places the organism in Eukaryota, Fungi, Basidiomycota, Agaricomycetes, Agaricales, Hemipholiotaceae. The record is from the annotation of a GenBank genome assembly.